AUGCCCGAACCUCCAGCUCCAAACUCCAAUUCUUCGGCAACAAAUGGUGCUCCAGUUAAUGAACCUCCUCAUGCUUCAUCCUCCGCUAAUACUAGCACUGAUCACCUUGAAUCCCAUAACUCAUCAUUUCAACACAAACCUCAAGUAUCCAACUUGACUAAGAAUCUCUUGUCAGCGGCAUCAUCAUCGUCUAACAUAGUUAUACCAAAUGCCACUACACCUCAGUACGAUCAGUACUCAUCAUCCAAAGUACCGACCGAUGAUCAUCACUCGGCCAAUAAUAGUUUCCAACCCAUCAACUAUAUUCCAUCUAGUCAUAACACUCCCACUGUAAUUAGUUCUUCGUAUUCAUCUAACCACUCAUAUACUCCUUCCAUUCCAUCUACAAAUAACUUCAUCUCGGCCCAACCUCAGACCUUACCUCAACCAUCUUCAAGUAGUUAUAAACCUCAGAACGUAGUGCCCCAUGCCAUCCCCACUACCAACAUAUCAAUGGAUUCGGCCAAUUCUGUAUCAAAUCAUAACUCAUUUGUUUCAGCAUCUUCUUCAUUCAAUCCUCCCAGUUUUGACCCUACUCAGGGUAACAGUUACUCAUCUCAUUCCGUGUCUAUACCUCAUCAUCACCAACCACCACCUCAACAGUAUCAGUAUCAAUCACAACAGCAAAGGUUCCCUAAUUCCUUUCCUGUCAAUGGUAGUGGGUUCGGUAACUCUCUCCAGCAACAGCCCCAACCUAGUCCUCACCAGAACCAGUUCCUUAACAGACCCCAAUUCAACAAUCGUCUGUUAUCUGGAAGCAACACUUCUACAAUGAGCAAUACGCCUACUCAGGCUCAUGAAAGUAUGUAUUCAGCUAAACAACAAGCACCUCCAUCUCAACAACCUCAACAACCACAACAGCAACAACAGCAACAACAGAAAUCAUAUAACCCUCCCGAACCAGACCAUUACAUGUCCUAUUCAGAGUUCUUCUCCUCUUUGCUUCAAGAGAGCACUCAGCAACAGCAACAACAACAACUUAAUGAAGGUGAAGGUGGUGCCACUGCUGCACCAUAUGAAGAGCACUUGAACAUUGCAGAAUUCCCUGUUAAUGACUUGAUAGUGAUGUUAUCAUGCUUAUUAACAAAGAUCAUAGAGGCUAAUGACAAACUACACCCCAAUCAUUUCAAUAAUACUAUAGCCAUUCGUCAGCAAUUGAAAGAGGAGAAGAAACAAAAGAAGCUACAGAAGAUUGAGGCAAAGAAAGCAAAGAGAAAGGCGAGAAGAUUGCUUAAACAGAAACAACAACAACAACAACAACAUUCUCAUCAUAAUCAAUAUCAUCAACUGGGUGGAGUGAGAUCUCCUCUUAGAAGUAAUGAUGAAGAUGGCCGUCAUCGUGUAGAUGUCGAUGUGAUCAAUGUAGAUGAUGAUGAUGAUGAUAACAUUGUUAUUGAUCACGAUGGAGAUGGAGAUGUAGAAAUUGAUCACGAUCAAGUCAUUGAUGUUGAUGCAGAAGAGUAUGAUGAAGAUAUCGAUGACGAUGAUGACGAUGAUGAUAUUGAUGAUGACGACGACGAUGAUGUCGAUGAUGAUCUUGAUGAUGAAGAAGAUGAAAUGAAAAACAAAUACUUAGCCAAUGUUCUUGCCUUUCACGGUACAAACAUUCCUGGUAUAUCACUCCAUGCAUAUUUGGCCAGAGUGUUAAAGUAUUGUCCAGUCACUAAUGAUGUAUUUCUUUCAUUGUUGGUCUACUUUGAUAGAAUAGCUAAGAAGGCCAAUAACUUGAAUCAACAUAAAUCCAAUAAUAACAAUAAUAAGAAUGGAUUGAACUCAUCAUCUGCCAUUAAUAACGAAAUAAACUCUGGUGAUAAUUCUGGAUCAGGUACAUCAGAUAUAGAACAAUUAUUUGUUAUGGAUUCCUAUAACAUUCAUAGAUUAAUCAUAUCUGGUAUAACAGUAUCAUCUAAAUUCUUUAGUGAUAUCUUCUACAAAAAUUUAAGAUAUGCCAAAGUAGGCGGAUUACCACUAGAGGAAUUGAAUUACCUCGAACUACAAUUCUUAUUAUUACUUGACUUUAAGUUGAUGAUUUCUGUAGAAGAUUUACAGAAUUAUGGAGAUUUACUCUUGAGAUUCUGGAAAAGAGAGCAACUCGCUAAUGAGUUAGUCACCAAUCAUAACGAAGAAGAUGUCAAAAAGGAGGCUUAA
Scheffersomyces amazonensis is the source of this 2187-nucleotide messenger RNA. It is a transcript of the gene PCL7, whose product is annotated as Pcl7p. The record is from RefSeq and is a predicted model, not a curated record. Lineage: Eukaryota; Fungi; Ascomycota; Pichiomycetes; Serinales; Debaryomycetaceae. Gene Ontology annotation, cellular component: cyclin-dependent protein kinase holoenzyme complex; nucleus. Bases 1 to 2187 code for a protein of 728 amino acids. Gene Ontology annotation, biological process: regulation of cyclin-dependent protein serine/threonine kinase activity. Gene Ontology annotation, molecular function: protein kinase binding; cyclin-dependent protein serine/threonine kinase regulator activity. The transcript has a single exon.